Messenger RNA from Racocetra persica, 214 nucleotides. NCBI's taxonomy places the organism in Eukaryota, Fungi, Glomeromycota, Glomeromycetes, Diversisporales, Gigasporaceae. The record is from the annotation of a GenBank genome assembly.
AUGGAUACACCAACAAGAAAGGAAGAUCUUGGAAAUCAAGAAAAGAAUACAAGAAAUAGAAGAAAUCAAGGAAAAGAGAAAACUCAUCCAAGCCUUUUAAAUCUAAAGAAGAAAGAUUCAAGAAAUUAUUAUUUCGCCCAAAGGACUCAUCAGGACAAUACAAAAAGAAAGAUAAACCAUUUAACAAAGAAAAAUACAAGAAUAAGAAAAUAUG